AUGGUACAUCGAACUUUGCGAAAGGCCCUUGCAGCCAUCACCCUGCUUGGCGGUGAUUUGUCGAACUUCGUGAAUGCCUCGCCUAUUGUAACCGGCCGAGCGCAAGUCAAAUAUUCGACUGCAGAUUUGCACGAAUCGUAUGACUAUGUGAUCGUAGGAGGUGGAACAUCCGGUCUCGUAGUUGCGAAUCGCCUGAGCGAAGACCCAAACAGAUCUGAAGGGACGGUAUUGGUAAUCGAGAUUGGAUACAUCGCCGACGAGCCGUGCAUUUGGAUGCCAGCGAACACCAUUGUCCCCAACAGUGCCUGCUUAAAGCAUCGCUUCAACAUCUCUAGCGUACCUCAAACGGAAAUCACCAAUCAAUCCAUCUAUCGCUAUGCCAUUGGCGCUGUCGUUGGAGGAAGCUCCGCUGUAAAUGGUAUGGUUUUCGACCGAGGCUCCAAAGCUGAUUAUGACGCGUGGCAAGAGUUGGGUAAUGCAGGCUGGGAUUGGGACGGCUUGUUCCCCUACUUCAAGAAAAGCGUCGAUUUCACGGCUCCAAGCGAGGAAGACGCGGAGAAAUUUGGCUAUACAUGGAAUGAGAGCGCUUGGGGUGACGGCCCUGUGCAGGCCUCGUAUCCACCGUUUCAGUGGGAGACUGUGAAAACUUCUUGGGACGCAUGGGCAGACAUGGACAUUCCACUGCCACAGGAGCAUGCGUUGGGCAACGCUGUCGGUCGCUUUUGGGUGCCUUCGUCUGAGCAUCCAGUCAAUCGAACUCGAUCGUACGCACGAUACGCUUAUCACGACCCCAUUGAGUCUCGACCAAACUACCAUCUCCUAGUAGGUCACAAAGCCGAGAAAUUAGUUUUGACGUCCGAGAAUGAUGCGGAAGGGGUAGUCUUCUAUCAGCGAGACAAUCCCAACGAGAAGAUGACCGUCAAAGCGAAGAAAGAGGUAGUUCUAGCAGCUGGCGCCGUGCACACUCCACAGAUUCUACAACUGAGUGGCAUCGGGCCGAAGGCCGUUUUGGACGCAGCCAACAUUGAGGUCAAAGUCGAUGCUCCAGGUGUGGGUAACAACUUUCAGGACCACCCACAAGUCUAUCUGACAUGUAAUUUCACCAACGACGUAUGGCCGAACCCCAGCACCCUCGCCACAAACGCAACCUUCCGCGCAGAAGCCCAAGCCCAAUACGACGCCAACAGAACCGGGCCCCUCACCCAAGCCCUAAACAGCGCCUUCGUCUUCCUCCCCCUAAACACAAUCCAUUCCUCCCCCUCAUCCUUCCACUCCAAACUCGCCGCCCAAGCCCCUUCCGCUUUCCUCGCGCCCAACCUCCCACCCACCGUCCUCGCAGGCUACGCAGCGCAAAAGCGCAUCCUCACCAAACUGUACAACUCCUCCCGUGCAGCCGUUUACGAGAGCCCCUUCGGCGGCGCGUGCAGCCGCAGCACCCUUAUCCAGAAGCCCCUCUCGCGAGGCCACGUGCACAUCAACGCGAGCGAUCCCUCCGGCGACCCGGCCGUCGAUUUCCGCGCGUACACCAACCCACUCGACAUCGAGCUCGGCAUCGAGUCCCUCACGUACACGCGGCGGUAUCUGCGCAGCCCCAGAUUCGCCCCGCUAGCACCGAUGGAAAGCGCGCCGGGGCCGGACGUCAGCGACGAAGACACCGCCGCGCUGGAGGCGUAUGUGAGGCUUACCGCUGGGCCGACGAGUUUCCAUGCUAGUGGGACGACGGCGAUGAUGCCGGAGAGAUUGGGUGGGGUGGUUGGGAGUGAUCUGAGGGUUUAUGGGGUGGGUAGGGUAAGUGUGGUGGAUGCGGGGGUUAUGCCGCUUAUUCCGAGUACGCAUUUGAGUGCGACUGUUUACGCGGUUGCGGAGAAGGCAGCGGAUAUUAUAAAGGGGAGGGCUUGA
This is a messenger RNA of Didymosphaeria variabile, 1899 nucleotides long. RefSeq lists its product as uncharacterized. The record is from RefSeq and is a predicted model, not a curated record. NCBI's taxonomy places the organism in Eukaryota, Fungi, Ascomycota, Dothideomycetes, Pleosporales, Didymosphaeriaceae. Gene Ontology annotation, molecular function: oxidoreductase activity, acting on CH-OH group of donors; flavin adenine dinucleotide binding. Bases 1 to 1899 code for a protein of 632 amino acids. The transcript is spliced from 5 exons. Gene Ontology annotation, biological process: secondary metabolite biosynthetic process.